AUGAGAUCCCACGCAUAUCGCAGUUUAAUCUCCCCCCUCAGGCCCCAAGUGACACCUCUCCGUCUAGCGUCGACCUUGUCAUCUCGACCCUUGUCCAGUUCGGCCAAGCAUCCCCGAUCCAAGGCAGUUCCCAAGACCAUUAGAGCUGUGUCUACUAUCCCAUUCAUUGGUGCCUUUUUUAGUUCCAAUCGUAACACCGACUCUUCUGCGACCAUGUCAUACCCCGAUCAGCGAAGCGACGACCAGUGGAGAGCCGUUCUCAACCCAGAACAAUUCCGAAUCCUCCGCGAGAAGGGAACGGAGCGCGCCGGCACUGGUGAAUACGAUGCCCAUCACCCGUCAAAGGGCGUUUACAACUGCGCGGGCUGUGAUGCACCCCUCUAUACCGCGGAUCACAAGUUCAAGUCUGGCUGUGGCUGGCCUGCAUACUUCGACUCUAUCCCCGGGGCUGUGACCAGACACGUGGACAACACUUUUGGCAUGAAGCGAACGGAGAUCGUCUGUUCCAACUGCGGGGGUCAUCUCGGCCAUGUUUUUGAGGGCGAGGGUUACCCAACCCCCACAGAUGAGCGUCAUUGUGUCAACAGCGUGAGCCUGCGGUUCACCGAGGAUGCCCCCAAAGAGCCGAAGUCCAAGGCUUGA
This is a messenger RNA of Penicillium olsonii, 642 nucleotides long. Lineage: Eukaryota; Fungi; Ascomycota; Eurotiomycetes; Eurotiales; Aspergillaceae. The record is from the annotation of a GenBank genome assembly.